Messenger RNA from Triticum dicoccoides, 860 nucleotides. Its product is annotated as zinc finger protein ZAT12-like. The coding region runs from base 127 to 528 and encodes 133 amino acids. The transcript has a single exon. The record is from RefSeq and is a predicted model, not a curated record. Lineage: Eukaryota; Viridiplantae; Streptophyta; Magnoliopsida; Poales; Poaceae.
UCCACACUCUACAGCUCCGUCUUUCCUCCCAAUCCAUCCGUUCCUUCUGCCGCGGCCCCUCAAUCUCCAACUACUCCCCGGUUGGUUUGUUCAUCGACCCAUCACAGAUUCACAGUUCGUCCGUCCAUGAUGAAGCACCAGCGACCAGCAGCAGACCGGGCCGUGUCACUCUCCCUCUCCCUCUCCCUCGGCGCCGUGGCCGGCCUCAAGAAGAAGAUGCGCCGCGCCGCCGACGCAGCCGGUGGGGAUCAGUUCGUGUGCAAGACGUGCGGCCGCUCGUUCCCGUCGUUCCAGGCCCUCGGCGGCCACCGGACCAGCCACCUGCGCGGCCACCACGGGCUCGCGCUCGCCCUCACCCUCACCGCCGGGGAUCUGUACCGUGUCAAGCCCAAGAGUACUACGGAUCAGAAGCAGGCGCACCGUUGCCACAUCUGCGGCCAAGGGUUCGAGACGGGGCAGGCGCUCGGCGGCCACAUGCGCCGGCACCGUGAUGGGGCGCCGCCCGUUCUGCUCGAGCUGUUUCUCUAGACUGAUCUCAGUAGUUCUAGUGCAGAGUUCCUGACAUGCAUAUGCGUGCACACUCGUAGCAGUAGGUGUUGAUCAUUGGUUCGUUCAUUCCUUCAUAUGUGUAUUAUACAUUAGUUCGUUCAUUCCUUCAUAUGUGUAUAUACAUUAGUUCGUUCAUUCCUACUAGUGCAGAGUACAUUAGUUCAUUCGUUUAUGUUGUUGAACCGAACCAUAUAGUAUUUCUCAGUUGACUGGAGCAUAAUCCAGCCCGGUCUAUACCUGCAGUUGUAUAACGCGCCCACAGGGCCACAUGGUCCUGCUGAAAAGGAAUGCAGUAUGUAUGAAUCUUGUUG